Limulus polyphemus (Atlantic horseshoe crab) is the source of this 3772-nucleotide messenger RNA. Its product is annotated as G-protein-signaling modulator 2-like. The coding region runs from base 169 to 2247 and encodes 692 amino acids. The transcript is spliced from 13 exons. NCBI's taxonomy places the organism in Eukaryota, Metazoa, Arthropoda, Merostomata, Xiphosura, Limulidae. The record is from RefSeq and is a predicted model, not a curated record. Gene Ontology annotation, molecular function: protein binding; GTPase regulator activity.
AGCUAAGCGUGAGAGUGUAGUUGAAAUACAAGUAUUAAAAUGGCUAAGUUAAUUUUUGUGGUAAAGAAUUUAUGUUUAUUUAGUAUAUAAAUCACUUCAGUAUAUAGUCAAGUUUAUAGCAAAACGAAGAAUAUAUAACUUUGUAUCAUUCUGAAGCCGAAGUGUACAAUGGAUUUGACAACAUGUUUAGAACUAGCCUUGGAAGGAGAACGUCUCUGCAAGUCUGGAGAUUUUCGAGGUGGUGUAGCAUACUUUGAUGCUGCCAUUCAGGUUGGAACUGAUGAUCCAAAAACACUUAGUGCCAUCUAUAGCCAGCUGGGCAAUGCCCACUUCUACCUAGGAGAAUAUGGAAAGGCAAUGGAAUGCCAUAAGCUUGACCUUACAAUAGCAAGAGCUAUUGGUGAUCAGCUCGGAGAAGCAAAAGCAAGUGGUAACCUUGGAAACACACUAAAAGUAAUGGGGAAAUUUGAAGAAGCUGUUAUCUGCUGUAGGAGACAUCUAGAAAUUUCCAGAGAGUUAAAAGACAAGGUUGGUGAAGGUCGGGCUCUAUACAACCUUGGAAAUGUGUAUCAUGUUAAAGGUAAACACAUGGCUCGCUUAGGUCAGCAGGACCCAGGAGAGUUUCCUGAAGAGGUGAAGGUGUGCCUAGAAAAAGCAGUGGAGUACUAUGAACAAAAUAUGAUGCUAAUGAAAGAGCUAGGUGACAGAUCUGCACAAGGACGUGCCUGUGGAAACCUGGGAAAUACGUACUAUCUAUUAGGAAACUUUGCUCAAGCUGUUUCGUUUCAUCAAGAGAGGCUCAAUAUAGCAAGAGAAUUUGGAGACAAAGCAGCUGAACGCAGAGCCCACAGCAAUUUGGGUAAUGCACAUAUCUUUCUUGGAGAAUUUGAAACUGCAGCUGAACACUACAAGAAAACUUUGAGUCUUGCUGAAGAACUUGGAGACAGAGCUGUAGAAGCUCAGGCCUGUUACAGUUUAGGCAAUACCUACACUCUUCUUCGCGAUUAUCCCACUGCCAUUAAAUAUCAUCUUCGCCACUUACAGAUAGCCGAGGAGUUGAGGGAUAGAGUUGGUGAAGGUCGAGCAUGCUGGAGUCUUGGCAAUGCCUAUUCUGCCAUUGGUGAGAAUGAAAAGGCACUGCAGUAUGCUACAAGACAUUUAGAUAUUUCAAAACAGAUUGGAGACAAAGUAGGGCUUACCAGUGCACAGAUUGGAGUCCUUGAGUUACAGAAUAUUUUAGGUGUUCAUAAUCACUUAGAAGACAAGAAUACACAUGAAAAUAUAUAUGAGAACACAUCAGCAAAGACAAGAGUUUGUAGUGUUAGCAUAGAAAAUGUGGAUCUUCUAACAUCUGAUGAGGUUCAGAAUGCUGAAAAUAAAGAAAAUAUGGGUACAUGUGCAGAGACACCUGCAACCAAUUUCCUUCAUGAGGAGGGUCGUAGAUCUAGUCACGAUUCUUCUGAAUCAGAAGAAACCCAGAAGUCAUCUUCUAAAGAAAAGGUUGCGGGCAGCUCUUUUGAUGAGGAAUCCUUUUUUGACAUGCUUAGUCGGUUUCAGAGUAAGAGAAUGGAUGAUCAGCGAUGUUCCAAAACUCUCCUUGAGCAAAAUACAAGAAAUGGAACUUCUGUAGCACCAGUACCAUACUCAUCUGUGCAGUCAGAAAAUGAAGAUCAAGAAGGCCAAAAUAUAAGAGAAGAUCUCUUUGACCUGAUUGCGGGAAUGCAGAGUCGGAGAAUGGAUGAACAGAGAGCAAGCUUACCAACUCUCCCUGGGCUAGGAGUUUGUAGAAGUUUUAGUGCUAGGAACCACAUCAACAAUAAUAAUAACUCACUGGGCCAUCAUCAUCUUUUACACAGAAUGUCUGUAGAUACCGCAGCCUUGCCAGAUGAUGACUUCUUUGAUAUGUUGAUGAGGUGUCAAUCCACAAGAAUUGAAGAUCAAAGGAGCAGUAUGCCCAAUAUUGCAUCUCAACCUGCUAGGAUUUUGAGUUCAGGAACAGUUCCAAGUGAUUUACCAACACCUCAGCAUGCACCUACAGUACCAGAUGAUGAUUUUUUCAGUCUCAUCUUGCGCUUCCAGGCAGGACGUAUUGAUGACCAGAGAUCAGCACUUCCUUCUAAGUCCACCAGUGAAGUGGAUGCCAAUAAUAAAAGUAGCUGCAGCUCAUCCCGCUCAGGCAAUCUCCUGAAAUCCAGUCUUAGGCAUGGGCUCCGUGGUUCUCGUUCUUCCAAGACAGGGAAGCACUGAGGGCAAGCAUAUCUGCUGGGAGAGUAAGUCUGAGGUGAUUUAUCAUGUAUGCAGAACAGCCCUUGUUACAAGAAAAUAUAUGUUGUAGUGUUAUAUUAAAAAUAUAAUUAUGGCUGUACCUUGCUACACUCUCCUCUGAAUGUUGGUUUUUGUAACAGUGUUGUCCAGCAAUCCUAAAUGUAAAAAAAAAAAACAAUUUUUAGUUGAUACUUUGGAUAUAUUUUACUGUGUUCUUCAUCACAUUUCAAGGCUUGAAGACAUGAGUGAAAGGGGGGAAAGGAAUACACUAUACUGUAAAAAGGUAUUAUGUUUUUGGUUUUCUCGCAUUUUUGGUAAGAUACAGUAUGAAUCUAUUUUGUUACAGCCAUAUAGUAUGAGUACUGUGUAGGUGGCAGAGUGAAAAGUUGCUGUUUUUGAAGUAUCAGAACAAACAGAAGUAAAAAUGUGACGUAAAUGCAUGUAGAUAAUUACUUUGGGAGAGACUGAUUUGUUGGAAACUUUUUAUAUUUUAAUCAAAGAAUUCUUCCCUUUUUUUCAGUCCUGAACCGUUAGGAAGAUUGAAACAUAUUGGCAGAGAGUAAUAACUUGUCGUACAUCAUUUGGGAGUUAAGGAAAAUAGUGGUUGAAGGCUUGUUAUAUGUUAUUUAAAUAAAGAAAUCAUGCACAAAUUGUGCUUGAGUAUAUUCAAAAAUAUUGAUGUAAAGAAUUUUAAAUUCACUAAACAAGCCAAUUAGGUGAAAGGAUAUUCCUCUUAUUUUGAGGAUAAGCAUUUGUAGCGUAAGAUUUAACGUAAGUAUAUUCAUCGAAAGGAUUAAGAGGGUUGUGAAGUGUAACUCAUUCAACAGUAGUCUAAUUCAGUGUUAGCUUUGAAGCAAAGAUUUAUUUAUAAUUUGAUUUUCUGUUAAAAACCCGAGUGAUUUUGUUUGAUUCAACAUGUGAAAUGUUCAGAGAAAAUCUUAAUGAGCAUUAACUACUUGUUUUGUAAUAAUUAUGAAAUUGUUUAACAGAGGCUCAGUGUUUCUUAAAAAAUUCAAGCAACUAUACAGUGUGUGCUUGUGAUUAAAAGUAAUUGUUCUCUUGAGGAAACCUCUCUUUGUUAAUCGGGUAGAUUCAAGGUAAAGACAUGUAAAUUUCAAGAGCAUAUUAAAUGGUUGGAUUCACAAAAAAAGAUACAUUGUCACAAAUCCUGUUGAAUCAUUUCUUUACACUAAAUGUGUGGUUAAAAGAUAAUCUUGUUAUAUUAAUAUAUGUGCUAUUGUGUGUUGUAUAGACUUGUUUGUGAAAGGUUAACCGUAUAGUUUUAUUAAUAAAGUAUGUACGUUGGUUAAUGUAUAGCAUAUUAGUAUUAUUUGUCCAUCAUGUUAUAAAAUAUUUUUAAUCAAUGUAAAAUGUAGGAAAACUUGAAACCUAUAGAGCUCUCAGUAUCUUUGAUUAAAUUAUUUUGUGACCUUUCCAGAUUUUCCUAUUUCAAUGUUGUCAUUUUUUUCAUUCAAAAAAAAUAAAAAUAAAUAAACUGCAGGUGUAU